This is a messenger RNA of Melanotaenia boesemani (Boeseman's rainbowfish), 1417 nucleotides long. RefSeq names its product starmaker (gene stm). The transcript is spliced from 25 exons. NCBI's taxonomy places the organism in Eukaryota, Metazoa, Chordata, Actinopteri, Atheriniformes, Melanotaeniidae. Bases 74 to 1378 code for a protein of 434 amino acids. The record is from RefSeq and is a predicted model, not a curated record.
AGAAUUCAGAAACUCAACACUGAAGUAUCUUCUCUUUAAAUUUUACUUCCUGUUGCCCUGCUGAAAAAACGACAUGCUCCACCGGUGUGUUGUGCUCCUUCUCUGCGCCCUUGCAGCUGUAUCCCUUGCAGCUCCGGUCCAAAAUGAUAAUACAGAUGAUGAGAGAAGUGCAGUCCUUUUGGCACACCUGGAUGAAAUUAAUACAGAUGAACCUGUGACAGCAGCACCUGUAACUCACUCAGAUUCAGAUGAGGCUACUGAAACACCAGUCAUUUCAGAUGAGAGAAAUGGACUUGAUUCAGUGACAGACAACGCUGAAGGUCCCACAGAUGACAGCAGAGACUCUCUUGAGCAGACUGAAGCUCCCACAGAAUCAGAUGAGACAACUGAAUCACUAGAGGCUGGUUCAGAUGACAGUGAUGAAGAAACCACUGAAGGUGACAGCAUAGACUCUGCUGAACAGACUGCUGGUCUCGAAGCAUCAAAUGAGCCCACUGAAGCAGCAGAUAAUGACCAAGACUCUACUGAAACAAUUGAAGAUCAAGGAAAAUCAGCUGAUCAAUCAACUGAAGGUCCAGAAACCAUUUCAGAUGAAGCCACAAGUUCCAGCAAAGAGUCUACUGAAGGUGACAGCCUAGAAUCUCUUGAAGACAUCAAAGAUGACAGAGUUGAGACCGUCACAGAUGAUGACAGAGUCGCUCCCAAAUCAUCUGACGAAGAUGCCAGUAAGGACUCUGAUGACGACCCCAAGGAAGAGGAUCCCACAGACUCUGCUGAGACAGUUGAAAAAGAUUCAGUAAAGACAACCGACACUAACGAAGACCAGAGUGAGGAGUCUGAUGCCACCGACAAUGACGAACCUGACACAAAAGAACUUGAUGACAGUGAUGGUGAUGACGAUCAGAAAGCCACAGAUGAUAAUGACAGCUUAGGUACAGAGAGCCUAGAGGGGGCAGCUGAGGAUUCAGAAGAGGCAGAAAAACCGGAGAGUGAUGGAGAUGAUGACACCGAAACAACUGAGUCACUAGGAGAAGAACUAGAGCAAGCUGGUCAACAGGAGACGGAGGAAGAGGAAGACCUGCCCACAGAGCAGGAUGCCAGUGACAGUGAUGACAGUUCGCUUCAAGACCAGGAUGACAGCAAGGCUGACUCUGAGACAAGUCAGGCGGAGCCUGACAGUGAUGGCCAGGCAGACUCCGGGCUCACUGAGGAAGAGGACGGGGAGACGGUGGAAGAUGAUGAAGACGACAUUACCGAGGAUGACUCUGUGAAGGAAGACACUAAAGAAGAACUGUUCGACUCAACUGAAGCAACGCCUGCUGACCAAGCAGACACGGCUGAUGACUCCACCUCUGUUGCCCCAGAUGUCAAGAGUUAGACGCUCCGUCUCUGAACUGUGGAAGCUCACCGACGCCAG